AUGGAAGUGAUCGCCAAGUGUCGCCGUCCCAAUGGAUCCCGAUUAAAGGUUGUAAUAGUCGUCAAGAACAAAGUCUGGCAGAGAGCCCCCGAGGCAGCUCCAACGACGCCGGGAGGAAUUUGGGACACGCGCGCAGUUGGAGAUGCAGCCGGAAGUGAGGGCAGGCGCAGGCGCCCAGAAUUGUCGUCGAAACGUGCUAGAAUUGUGUCAAGACCUCGAGACUAUCAGUCCAUGCACUCCAGUAUUUUGCCUCGUCUCCGCCAGGCCAAGCAGGACGUUCGGGGGAGGAUAGCGGAACCUCAAGGUCCCAAAGCAAUGGCUCCGUCAGCGCUGAUUAGGGGUGUUGGGUCGCCCCCUGCAGCGCAAAUAUUACUGCCGCUGGUGCCAGCCAGCCACCAGCCCGCCCUUUUAGAGGCUGGUGCAACGAACGCACAUGCAGGCGCAUCCUGCGUCACCGUUUUCGAUGUGCUAGGUAUUAGUGCGCGUGCGCCCAGCUCCGAAGCUCACGUAGGAUAUCCUGGAAUUCGUCACCGUGAAUCUCUCCACCAUCCUGCCAGCGAUCUCAUGUACAUCCUUUCGCCAAGCCAAUAA
This is a messenger RNA of Trichoderma asperellum CBS 433.97, 591 nucleotides long. Lineage: Eukaryota; Fungi; Ascomycota; Sordariomycetes; Hypocreales; Hypocreaceae. The record is from RefSeq and is a predicted model, not a curated record.